Messenger RNA from Caenorhabditis elegans, 372 nucleotides. It is a transcript of the gene Y37F4.3, whose product is annotated as Saposin B-type domain-containing protein. NCBI's taxonomy places the organism in Eukaryota, Metazoa, Nematoda, Chromadorea, Rhabditida, Rhabditidae. The transcript is spliced from 2 exons. The record is from RefSeq and is marked reviewed. Bases 36 to 344 code for a protein of 102 amino acids.
UUAACAGAACACAGAUCUCUCCGUUCCCUGUAACCAUGAAAAUUGUCAUUUUCUGUUUAAUUCUUGGUACAAUAAUCCAGGGUUAUGUAGCCGAAAACUUUUGGGAAACGGCAUGCUCACAGUGUAAUGUCUACGUUGACAUGUGGCUCCCUGAAAAUGCGGACUCAUUUUUCGUACUCUCGGAUUUGGUUAUCAAGAACACCUGCUCCAAGUUCCCUGGAAAUAUUGACGAUCCUUGCUAUACAUUGAUCAAUCUCCCAGUUCGUUUCACCUACAACACAUUUUGGACAUUCUUGAGUCCAUUCAGAGAGCUCAUUUGCGUGGCAUUCUGCUCUUCACAAUAAUUCGUAACUGAUAAAUAAAAAUUUCGAU